AGGGAUUUCCCAAAAAAACACAAGAAAUUUAUACAUCUUUUCCUUCGGAUUUCUUGAAUAUAUAUUUUCUGGUUGAUAGAUAAAGUGGAGAAAAAUGCUAGAUACCUUGUGCAAAGUCAAAACCAUUGCGGGUGUACUUUCACUGUUAGGAAAUGUGAUCGUUGCUGACAUAUCUGACUCCCUUUCCCACUAUGAGACGAUGCAUAUCAAUGACGUGAACCAUCAGAUUGUGAAGAGGAGUCUGGAUGGACCGUGGCACAUGAAAAAGUUGGACUUUUCAACUCUGGGAAGGCAUUUCCGUGUCUACCUCCAGCCAGAUUCCCAUGUCUUGGCACAAGAUUUCAAAGCCUACGCUCGUAAGGGUGAUGGCACUAAGGAACAGUUUGGGAUAGAUCCGGGUAAUUUCUACAAGGGUCACGUGUCGGGGGAGACACAUUCCGAGGUGCACGCAUACUGGGAGGAUAACGCAAUAUCUGCCACCAUCAAAACACCCGAAGACACGUAUGUGAUUGAGCCAUCAUGGGGACAUCUACCUCAGUCUCCCAACUACACCAUGAUCACGUACAAAGGUUCAGACGUCAAAUCUUUGUUUGAUAAAAAUCAAACCAAUGGAUUCAAGAAGAAAUACUGCGAGUUUGUCCGGCCGCCAGGAUCGGCGGAGACGUCCUCCAAAUCUAACGACACCGGGACAGAAAAGGACGACGUACAUUCACGAGAGAAGCGAGCCUUUAUACCUCUGAAGAACACCUGCCCUCUAGGCCUAACGGCCGAUUAUCGAUUCUUUGAAAAUAUGGGGAAGAAAAAUUUAGUGCAUACUACAAAUUAUUUGAUUGGACUUAUAAGCCGCGUCGAUGCACUCUACCGUCGAGUGGAGUUUGAUGCGUCGUACAAAAACUUCGGUUUCGAAAUCAAGGAGAUCACAGUCCACACAGAACCCGAGAAGGUCGCUCCUGGAGACGUGCAUUAUAACAUGGAGAAGGCUUGGGAGACAAAGGAUUUAUUGAAGGCGUUCAGUAAGGGGGAACAGUACAAGACGUUCUGUCUUCAUCAUCUGUUUACGUUUUACGCCUUCGAGGGUGGCGUCCUGGGCCUGGCGUAUAUUGCCUCGCCGAGACGUUACAGCGUCGGUGGAAUCUGCUCAUCUUCAUAUUAUGAGGACGGCGAGACCUUCUCGCUCAACUCAGGUUGGAGCAGCGGCAAGAAUCGCUACGGCAACCGCAUCCUUACGUCGGAAGCCGAUCUGGUCAGCGCCCAUGAACUUGGUCACAACUGGGGCAGUGAACACGACCCGGAGGGAGACUGCUCCCCCUCAGCAUUCAAGGGCGGAAAAUACAUCAUGUUCCCGUACUCGGUGUCGGGAUAUGAAGCAAAUAACAAGCAUUUUUCGCCAUGCAGCAGAAGAAAUAUAGCCGCCGUCCUGAGGUCGAAAUCUAACCAGUGUUUUUCACAAUAUAUUCCGGGUAAAGCGUUCUGUGGUAACAACAAGAUAGAAACCGGAGAGGAAUGUGACGGAGGUAUCGCGGGCCAGCAAGAUCAAGAUCCUUGUUGUGAUAGCGAGUGUAAGCUCAGAAGUGGUGCCACCUGCAGUGAUUCCAAUCACGUCUGCUGCCAGAAUUGCAAACUUGCUCCGCGCGGUUUCAUCUGCAAUGAAGCAUCACCACUCGGAGAGGGCAUCACCUGUACUGGGAACGCCGAGUGCAAUGGGACGAGCGUGGAAUGUCCAGAGCCCAAUCCUAAGCCUGAUUAUACAAGAUGUGUGGAUUUCGGGUCUUGUUUCAAAGGGGUGUGUCGACCCUUUUGUAAGGUGAUAGGGCAAGGGUAUGAACCCUGCGCUUGUGAUACUGUUGAGCAGUCCUGCCAGAUCUGCUGUAUGCAAAAGAACACUAACGCCUCCUGUGCACCAAAAAUGAAUCGAGAAGGAAAAUAUAUGAAUCUGUCCAACGGUCGUCCGUGUGUCUUUGGAUACUGCGAAGAGGGUGUCUGUCGGGUGCAGGUUGAAGAUAUGAUACAACGUUUUUGGAAUAUCAUAGAAGAUUUAUCAAUAGACACUGUCGUGAAAUUCAUGCGAGAUAAUUUAGUUGGGACGAUCCUGGUUUUGUCCGUCAUCCUUUGGAUUCCUGCCAGUUGUGUAUUUAGUCAUUUUGAUAAAAAACGUCAGAAAGAAGAAGAGAAUAUAGUCGACUGGCACAGUGGAAAGAAUGCUGGCCUCAUCCCAGCUAGGGACAGAAACAAAAUCAGAAUCAGAAAUGUAACUAAUAAUGUCUAGUGAUUUUCUCGUGAAACAGUUUGUAGAUUAUCAAUUCGAUUUUGUCUGCUUAUGAUGCGUGUUUCCACUGGAUGUGUUUUGUGAUUUGUAUGUGAUUUGCACAGCAAUUGUGUGUGUUCAAUAAAACACUUGAUAAGAGCAGGUCUGUUAAUUUUUUGGAACACACUGUACAUUUAGCGCGUUGUCUUCUUUGGACAUCAACACAGGGAGCGCAGUGGCAUAAACUCUCAAAUGGCCUGAAAUGUCCUCGUGUGUGCUGGAUUAAGGCUGCCCUUGGUUCUUCAGAGAGGUUACUGGAUAGGCAGGGUAACGAUGUCUGCGAUUGUAAAGCGCUUUGAGACAGUAGACAAUACAGUGAAAAGCGCUUUAUAAGAACUCUCCAUAAAGACCUCAUCAAACUAUUGUUAGCCAGAUUCCAAUGUCUGGCAAUCACAAAACAAAUCGUAAACCGUAUCCAAUGGUAACAGGCUUUUAUUCUGUCUAGUGUUACACAGUUUUCAAGAUUUUAUCACAAGUUUUGCACAGGCUGGCUUCACUUGCAAAUUAAGCAACAGUUUUCACAAAAGUCACCAUUUUCCAAAAUUGUUCACAUUACUUAUAAAGUUUUGCCAACUUUUCAUAAAGUUUCUUGAGAAUUUUCUUGUAGUCCUCGUAGCUGUAGCUUCCUUUAGCCUCUUGCCUCAAAAAGACAAGCACUUUUCGUAAAAUCAAGAACAGGUUAGGUCGUGGACCCUUGAGACAUCCUGGGAUGGCUCGAGGAAGUUGUUUGUAUGCAACAGUCUGUCACAGCCUUCGUCUCUAUUCAUGGCGUUGCUGGCAUACAUGUAUCUAUCUGGUCUUUCAGAAAAUGUCGCCCUCCAACAUCCCUGGCUGCGUCUCUUUUCCACGUCACGAUAGAACAGCGCUCCAAUGUUCCGUAAUAUCCAACUGAAAUGUAGCAGUUGAACAAAAUGUCUUCUUUCAUGUGAAACUUCAAAGUCUGGCUUAUCUAAAAACACUUGCUUUGCCAAAAUUGGCCAUAUGCCUCACCAAGAUCAAGCAAAUUUAGGGAAUUUUUACAUAUUGCUCUGCGUGUUUACACUUUGCUAGGGCUUUUGAGACUCAAUCCAAUCCAAAUGCUUUUAAAAUCAUGCAGAUAUCAUCACAAAGCCUAAUUAUCACACUUCCUGUGACUGAUCUACCCUUUGCAAAGUAUUUUACGAAUUGCCAGACUCCAGCAGUUGCUAACGCCCGCUAUUUCUGAAGAGGCUCUCCCAAAAUAGCGAAGCUCGUCAGAUCUGAAGAGUAGCCACUAAAAUCAGCCCAAUCCAAGGAGUUUUCUUACUCUAAACACAAGUUUGAUUUCCUGAUAUCAUUACAUUUUUGAAAUUCGAAUCUUCAAAUGUCUCGCCUCU
This is a messenger RNA of Lineus longissimus, 3660 nucleotides long. Its product is annotated as ADAM 17-like protease. The record is from RefSeq and is a predicted model, not a curated record. The transcript is spliced from 20 exons. The coding region runs from base 95 to 2266 and encodes 723 amino acids. Gene Ontology annotation, cellular component: plasma membrane. Gene Ontology annotation, biological process: Notch signaling pathway; membrane protein ectodomain proteolysis. Lineage: Eukaryota; Metazoa; Nemertea; Pilidiophora; Heteronemertea; Lineidae. Gene Ontology annotation, molecular function: metalloendopeptidase activity.